Molecule: messenger RNA, 780 nt
Organism: Osmerus eperlanus (European smelt)
Lineage: Eukaryota; Metazoa; Chordata; Actinopteri; Osmeriformes; Osmeridae
Gene: rcvrnb
Product: recoverin b
Exons: 5
Coding region: 11-622 (203 amino acids)
Molecular function (GO): calcium ion binding
Source: RefSeq, a predicted model, not a curated record
GAGUGGAGAGAUGGGCAACCGCAAGAGUGGAGCUCUGUCCAAGGACUUGUUGGAAGACCUGAAGCUGAACACUAUGUACAGCGAGGAACAACUGUGUACAUGGUACCAGACCUUCCUGAAGGAGUGCCCGAGCGGGCGCAUAAGCAGACAGCAGUUUGAGACCAUCUACGCCAGCUUCUUCCCCGACGCUGACCCCAAGGCCUACGCCUGCCAUGUCUUCAGAAGCUUCGACUCAGACAGUGAUGGCACAUUGGACUUCAAGGAGUAUAUUGUGGCCCUGCACCUCACCUCGUCAGGAAAGACCAUCCAGAAAUUGGAGUGGGCCUUCAACCUGUACGACGUGGACCGCAACGGCAGCAUCACCAAGAACGAGAUCCACGAGAUCGUCAAGUCAAUCUUCAACAUGAUCUCCAAGGAGGAUCAGAAGAACCUCCCAGAGGAUGAGAACACUCCGGAGAAGAGAACAGAUAAAAUCUGGGACUUCUUUGGAAAGAAAGAGAACGACAAGAUAACGGAAGGGGAGUUUAUCCAGGGGGUGAUGGCCAACAAGAACAUCCUCAGACUCAUCCAGUUUGACGAACCCCAGAAGGUCCAGGACAGGCUCAAGGAGAAGAAGCACUAGCAUUACUACUUUAUUAGUAGAAUAAUACUAUUUAUAUCAUAGGAUAAUUGUUAAUAGCUGUAAUAUUUGUCUUUUUGUUCAUAGAAUAUUUGUGUCUGGUUUGGAUCCAGUGUCUUUAGUGAAGGAGGACCCAGUUCUUGCGCGAAUGUAUGUUUAUU